Molecule: messenger RNA, 2592 nt
Organism: Ylistrum balloti
Lineage: Eukaryota; Metazoa; Mollusca; Bivalvia; Pectinida; Pectinidae
Exons: 1
Coding region: 1-2592 (863 amino acids)
Molecular function (GO): nucleic acid binding; zinc ion binding
Source: RefSeq, a predicted model, not a curated record
AUGGCGUACUACGAUUCGUCCAGCGGUAUAAACCCAAUUGUUUGCAAGUUACUCGUGUUCAUACAGAACAAAUGGACUGACUAUGCGUGCAGAUAUCAAACCGAGCACAAUGUUACAUAUCCGAAAUUCAGUGUUUUCGAGAGGUUCAUACAGGAAAUGAGCUCGCGAAUGAACAACCCGAGUUUCAAUUACACCGAUGGUACUGCGGUACCUAGCGUCAGCAAAGAACAACGUCGUACUGCGUCUACUGGAAGUAGGAAUGCAUACGUCUUUUCAAAGAAAACGGAAGUUAAUAAUGUGCCUACAGCAUUUUUGUGCCCACUUCAUGACAGUGCGAGAGAAGUGAAGCAUUUGUUAUCAGGUUGCCACCUGUUUCUAUCGAAAUCCAAGGACGAAAAGAGGGAAAUUCUCUUAAAACACGGCGUGUGCUUUAAGUGUUGUAAGGACAAACAUUUGGCCAAGGACUGUACAGAAAAAGUAAUCUGUACUGUGUGUAAAGGUUCAUCGCAUUGCACCAUGUUUCAUGAUGACAAAUAUCAGCCCCGCCAGUCUCACGGCGAGGAAAGGACAAGUAUCAGGGGAGACAAUCGUAAGAUAAAUUCCAAGUGUACACAGUUGUGCGGUGAAACCGGUCCCUUCGUGGGGAAAUCGUGUGCAAAAACGGUGUUAGUAAAUAUCUACAAGGACGGACAACUUAAUAAUGUGUUGCGUGCUUAUGCCAUUAUAGAUGAGCAGAGCAAUCAGACAUUGGCCAAAAGUGAGUUCUUCGAUUAUUUUGGAGAUCAUUCUACGGAAACCGGAUACGUACUUUCAUCAUGUGCCGGUGAAAUUCAGGUAACCGGGAGGCAAGGCAGCGGAUACGUAAUGGAAUCAUUGGACAAGGAAUACUCAUUAAAAUUACCGUUGAUUACAGAAUGCAAUCAUAUUCCGAAUGUGAAACAAGAAAUACCUACACCGGAAGUUGCACGACACUAUAGUCACAUGCAGGACAUUGCUCAUCUUAUCACAGAGUAUGAAAACGAUACGCCCAUAUUGCUUCUCGUUGGCAGAGAUCUCAUUUCGGCGCAUCAUGUGUUGGAACAGCGAACUGGACAUGAACGUGAACCAUAUGCACAGAAAUUAAAAUUCGGUUGGGUAGUUGUAGGAGAAUCGUGCCUAGGUCUCGUUCACAAACCUACGGUCAUAACUGUGAGCAAAACGGUCGUUUUACCGAAUGGCAGACCUACUCUCAUGGAUCCGUGUCCGAAUUACUUCAAGGCUCAGUUUGAAAAAUCCGAUAAGUUGCCAAUUGGAAUGGACAUAUUUCAAAGAACAAAAUUCGAUGAUAUACCUGGUUACUCGCAACAGGAUAAGGAAUUCAUGCGUGUCAUGGAAGGGGAGUUUAUUAAGGACGAGUACGGUAAUUGGAGUGCACCGUUACCGCUAAAAAAGGAACGACCCACUUUGUCAAACAAUAUGGAUCAGGCAAGGCAUCGCGCAGAAAAUCUACGAAAGUCGUUACUGAAAAAUCCUACUAAGCGCGAACAGUUUUGUGCGUUUAUGCAAAACAUUUUUGACAAGGAGCAUGCAGAGGUAGCUCCCGAGUUACAAGACGGCGAGGAAGCAUGGUAUCUACCGAUAUUCGGGGUUUAUCAUCCCCAAAAACCCAACAAAAUCCGAGUCGUGUUCGAUUUGGCGGCAAAGUUUAAUGGACAUUCGCUUAACGACAUUCUCAUGACAGGUCCGGAUCUCAUAAACAAUUUGGUUGGUGUGUUAAUGAAAUUCAGGAAGGAACGAAUUGCGAUUAUGGCCGAUGUUGAACAGAUGUUUUUCAACUUCUAUGUGCACAAGCGUGACAGAAACUUUCUACGUUUCUUAUGGUUUCAAGAUAAUGAUCCCACACAACCGCUAAGGGAAUUUCGUAUGUGCGUGCAUGUGUUUGGCAACUCGUCUUCUCCGUGUAUUGCCACACUUGGAUUAAGGAAAUCUGCUUGCGACCAUAUCGAUUUUUCCGCGUGCGACGAGGUGUGUUGUUUCGUCAAAGAGAGCUUCUACGUUGACGAUGGGUUGACCUCUGUAUCUGACGAAGGUCACGCAGUGCAGUUGUUGAGAGACACUCAAGCUCGAUUACGGCAAAACGGAAACAUUCACUUGCACAAGUUCUCGUCGAACAGUGUUGAUGUUUUAAAGCAGUUUCCAAAAGAGGAUACCAGCGAAAUUUGCGAUAUGGACUUCGAUGAUGUCGUUCAUAGGAGUCUCGGACUACGUUGGAAAGUCGGUUGUGAUACGUUCACGUUUAGUGUUUCUGAUGAGGUGAAACCGUUCACCAAACGAGGCGUACUUUCUACAAUACAUAGUGUAUUCGACCCCCUCGGCUUUGUGGCACCAGUUAUUCUUGGAGGCAGACUAUUAAUGCGAAAUGUGUUAUCGUCAAAGGAUCUUGACUGGGAUGACCCUUUACCUCCGGACUUGAACUCUGAUUGGAAAAAAUGGAGGUCUUCGCUUAAAGAUCUGGAACAGUUAGAAAUUUCGAGAUGUUACUCCAAUUCGUCAUUGGAAAAGGCAAUUCGUCGUGAACUACACGUAUUCUCAGACGCGUCAAGGAUGCCAUAG